Messenger RNA from Aphanomyces astaci, 3620 nucleotides. RefSeq lists its product as hypothetical. The transcript has 9 exons. The record is from RefSeq and is a predicted model, not a curated record. Lineage: Eukaryota; Oomycota; Saprolegniomycetes; Saprolegniales; Verrucalvaceae. Gene Ontology annotation, biological process: epithelial cilium movement involved in determination of left/right asymmetry. The coding region runs from base 19 to 3546 and encodes 1175 amino acids. Gene Ontology annotation, cellular component: ciliary basal body; centrosome. Gene Ontology annotation, molecular function: protein binding.
GUCAAAUUUCGAAGCGGCAUGGACUUGCCCGCGGACGAGCCGGCCAUGUCGCUGGAGCAGAUGAAGAGCAAACUGUUCCACAAGUUCCAACAAGAAGGCUACGUGGAUCAAAUCCGGGUGCAAUUGCGAACGUCGUUUGUGCACACCUUACAGAAGGCGUCGCACGCUGCGGCGGUGGCUGCGAGCACCAACGAGCAAGAAUGGACAGUUGUAGAAAAGGUCGCCAACAGUUUGAUCUGCCAGUACCUUCACGCCAAGCAGCUCAAGCACACGCUCACGGUGUUCGUCCCGGAGGUCGGACCUCGGAAUUGCGACUUGCAGGACGACAUGGUUCAAAAGCUGUUGCGGCUCCCCAACGACCCCAACGCACCAGAUCCAAUAAGCGCUUCUUCCACGUGGCUUAUUGACAUGCUCCGGGAAAAGGAACGCAGUGCCGACGUGUCGUCGCACGACAUUCAAACGCAGACCCUCGACGAAGAUCACCGGUUUCUACUGGACGCGGAAUUGAAGCGCAUUGACGACAUGUACUGGAACCAGAGCAUCAACAUGCAGAAAGACCAGCGGUCCUUCGAAGCGCAGUUGGUUGCGUACCAGACAGACUACGACGCGCGGAGUCAAGUUGAAUUUCAAAAGGAGAUUGAGCGUAUCCGAGCCAUGGACAUCUCCAUCAUGCGCAUGGAGGAGCGCAAACGACAUGCCCAGGAAUCGGACAAGUUUCGAGCGGCGCUUCAAGCCGAAUAUGCCGCGAAAGCCGACGGGUUGGCCGAUGCCGAGGCGCGGCUUCGCCUCGAAUUUGCCGACCACCGCCAGCAACUUGAGAGCGACCUGUUUGAGUUGCGCCAGACGUUGCUGCGAGAGCUCGACAGUGUGCGGUCGAAGGAGCGGCAGUUGCUCUCAAGUAUGGACGUUGAAGCCAUGAAACAUGCAAAUGAAAGCCGGCGGCUGGCGCUGCUCGAAGACAAUCUGAAGGAGCGUGAGCGGCAGCUGGACCGGACGCUUAAGGACGUGCAAGUGGAGCGAGAUGGACAGCUCCGGCGGGUGACUGCCGACGCCGAAGCUAAAGUUGUCGAGAAAUCCAUGGCGCUGGACGCCCUCGAGAAGAAACUUGCAAAGGAAUCGCAGCAACUUCGGGAUAGCCAGAACGAGUUUAACGCCAUGGCGCAACGAGUGGCUGUCGUGGACGGACAGCUCGCGGCAGCCAGGGGAUUGCACAUGGAGCAACGAUUGAAAAUGGAUCUACUCGAGCGAGAACGUGCCCAUUUAGAAGAGCUGCUCGCGGCCAGUCGGGCGGCGCAAGUCGCGUCGUCCAGCAACCACAAGUCCAAUUCAAUUGCCCUGGCCCAUGCCAACGACACCAUUGCGCGGCUCGAGCGAGAAGCCAAGGCGACGCGGGUGGUCCAUGAAGCCCAGAUCCAAGAGAAGGCGGCGGCGAUGCACGACGUCAUCACGCAGUUGAAUGCAGCCAAUGCCGACCUCGGUCGGUUGAAAGUUGCUCAUGCGGAUGCGAUCGUGGCUGUCAAAGUUGCUGCGUACGACGCCGUGGCGGCCGAGCGCCGCGCCGCCCAGUCCGCUGAAGAGACCCUGCGGACGCAACUGACAGAGAUGCAGGCGCGGUGCCACGAAGUUGAAGCGCAGUGCCAUCGAUAUCAAACGCAAAGCGAAGACGAUCACGUCCACGUGGCGUCCCUGCGUCACGAAAUCGAGAGCUUGCGUGCGAUGCUGCACACGCUCCAGUACGCCCCGUCUGUAUCGCAUGGGUAUAUGCAGGCUGGGCCAGCGCGGCGAGUGGCGGCGGAGUCUGCUUCUUCGUGGAGGAUGGCGGAAAGGUUUAAACAACCUCGUCAAGGGAAUGGAGACGACCCCGAGGAGAGAUGCGAUGCGGCGCGGGUAGAACGUGGUGGCCAACGAGUGAUGUUGUCGAGAGGUGGCGAGGCUGGUCGAGGAUUUGUGAAAAAAGCAACUAGCUUGGGAACGAGCCAUGUUAAUCCACGCGAUAUGCCGCCAAUGCAUGAACAGGACCUAUAUAAGCAGCAACACGAACACCAACAGGAGCGGGAAGACGACCAUGCCCGGGAUGUAGCAGCCGAGCCGGACGAAACAGUGGCGGCGGCGGCGGCACAGCGUGAGCUGGAGCCACUUCGACAGCACCAACAAGACGCCGCGGCGGCGGCGUUGAAAGCAUCUCAGGAUACCCCCCUGGACCAACAAUUGAAAGCGCAUAAACAUGCAAAACUCGAUAUGCUGGAGGAACGCAUUCACUUAGAGGCGAAAGACACCAACAUCCAGGACGAGAUGGCCCGACGGGCGAUGGCGGCGCGAGUGACGGCGGAGGUGACGUGGCAGCAGCUGGAGGAUGCCACGGACCAGUUGGCUACUAGUAGCCAUCUAGAGCAGACGGAUGAACCGAAGGAAAGUGAGCAGGCAGAGGACGAUAAACCAGAGGAGGACACGACGCAGUUGAGGCACGCCGCCUUGGAGGAGGAUCAAGUUCAAGCGCGAGAUGGAAAUGAUGAUCAUCGAGGGGACGGAGGCGCGAGGGGCUACGACGUAGACGGGGACGAAUCGAAACGAAUGGACGAGAAGCAACGGGCAAUGGACGCUGCUGUGGAAGGGACCGCUUGGCAGGGACAACUGGAAAACGACCAAUCGAGUAAAGUGGUUUGGGAAACACACGAACAAGAACGCCGUGACGUGGCAGCACGAGCAGACGAGGCGACAGAGAGCCAAGACACCCGAAAUGCACCAGACGACGCCAAGCAAGUGGCCCGACAACAACGAAUCGACGACGAGCGAACAGCGAUCGAAGCAGCAGCAGUUGCCGACGCUCGUGAGAAGCAGCACCAAUUGAACGCUGAAAUCCAAGCUAAACAAGUCAAACAACGCGAAAACGACGAAGCAGCUGCAGCUGCCAAGCUCAAGGCAGAGGACGAAGCAACCGCCGCCAAGCUCAAAGCAGAAGAAGCUGCAGCAGCAGCUGCCAAGAUGAAAGCAGACGAAGAAGCAGCAGCAGCUGCCAAGCUCAAGGCAGACGAAGAAGCAGCAGUUGCUGCCAAGCUCAAGGCAGACGAAGCAGCAGCAGCCGCCGCCAAGAUGAAAGCAGACGAAGAAGCAGCAGCUGCUGCCAAGCUCAAAGCAGAGGAAGCAGCAGCAGAAGCAGCUGCCAAGCUCAAAGCAGAGGACGAAGCAGCAGCCGCCGCCAAGAUGAAAGUAGACGAAGAAGCAGCAGCUGCUGCUAAGCUAAAAGCAGACGAAGAAGCAGCUGCAGCUGCCAAGCCAACGCCGGCCAACGACUCGAGUAUCAUCGACGAGUAUCGGCAACGGGCGGUGGUGCGACGCGCAGAGAAGCUUCGACUGGAGCAGGAAGCCAAAGCGAGGGAACAAUUGAAGAAGGACGAGGAAGAGAUGAAAGCGAUCAAGGAGCGCGAGGACGCAGCAGCAGCAGCGGCACUUGACGAGGAACGGGCGUCGGAAUCGGGCGAGUCGGUGCUGUCUGUGGGGGGAGUGGGGGGCGACGACAGUGGGGAUGGCAGUGCCGAUUCGUUUUAGAGGCAAUCAAACAUGCCCAAGUUGCUGCUCUCAGAGGUCGUUAUUGAAUAACAAUGCACCCUACUUACUGUGUG